CAGCCCUUUCACCUGUCACAGUGCUCACAAAAACACCGCCAUACAACAUACCAAUGUCCUGAUCACCGCCAUGCUAGCAUUCUGAUCACUGCCAUACCCCAUACCAGUGCCAUGAUCACCGCCAUAUGCCAUACCAGUGUCCUGAUCACUGCCAUACACCAUACCAGUGCCCUGAUCACCACCAUAGGCCAUGCCAGCACCCUGAUCACCACUAUACACCAUGCCAGCAUCCUGAUCACCGUCAUACCUCAUACCAGCAUUCUGAUCACCCCAUAUGCCAUACCAGCGUCCUGAUCACCGCCAUACCCCAUACCAGCAUCCUGAUCACUGCUAUACCUCAUACCAGCAUUCUGAUCACUCCAUAUGUCAUACCAGUGUCCAGAUCAUUGUCAUACCCCGUACCAAUGUCAUGAUCACUGCCAUACCCCAUACCAGUGUCCUGAUCAAUGCUAUACCUCAUACCAGCGUCCUUAUCACUGCCAUACCAGUGUCUUGAUCACCUCCAUAACUCAUUUCAACGUCCUGAACACUGCUAUACAUCAU
Staurois parvus is the source of this 543-nucleotide messenger RNA. The record is from the annotation of a GenBank genome assembly. Lineage: Eukaryota; Metazoa; Chordata; Amphibia; Anura; Ranidae.